AUGGUGCUGUUUCAGAACGUGGGCGGCUCGGUGACGUUUCUACUGCAGAUCGCGCUGCUAGCGUGGGGCAUACGGCAGCUGCGCAGCGUGCUCGCGAAGCGGCGGGAAACGCGCCAGCGCAAUCAGGGCAGCAGCGCAGGCGCCUCCCCCGCCUUCGCCUCGCUCUCCCCGCUCGCCGCGCUCAUGAUGGCGGGGUGGACGGGGGAAAGCGGGGGCGCAAGCGGCGGAGCAGGCGCAGGGGGGGCGGGGAGCAGCAGCGCGGGCGGAGCAGGAAUGGGGGCUGGCGCUUCCACUCCAAGCCACACUGCGGCUGGAAACGGGGCAGGCGGGGUCGCGGGGGAGAUUGGCGCAGGGAGGAUAGGCGCAGGGGGGGAGGAUGGGGGAGUGGCGGAGGCGGGAGGUGUGACACCAAGAGCAGCAGCAGUGGGGGGAGCUGAAGCAGGGGCAGCGUCCGGAGGGGAGGGAGGAUGGGGGGGCAGAAAUGCGGUGGUGGUGCCUCACGUGGUGAUAGAUGUGCGGGCGAGGGAUUUGGCUAAGAGCCAGCCCAUCCCGCUGCCGUCCCCGCAUGUUCUCAACAUACCAGGUCAGUCGGUCAGUGGUCCGUCCGUCCACCCGUGCAACAUCAUGACCUGCCUGCUGCUCCUCCUCCAUUGUCCGACUCCCCUGCUCCCCUUUUCGCCGCGCUCUGCUACUCCCCACCUCCACGUCCUGCGUCCUGUUCUGCUCCUUGUUCACCCAUUCACACCCCAUUCCCCCUUCCCGCCUCUCCCCUCUCCCCCAUCCCCUCCCUCCUACUUCCAGAGAGCGACCUGCUACAGGCGCUGCAGCUGCCAGCAGCGGCAUGGGAGCACCUUUUUCACGAAAACUCUUGAGUCGCGUUGCAGCUGCCAGCAGCAGCCUGGGAACACCGCUUCCACAACACCUUGUGAGGCCUCUCAAAACUCUCCACUCCCCGCUCUCCCUUCUCCUGUGUUCCCCCAUCACCCCUCCCCUCCCCCGCCACCAGAGAGCGAUCUGCUUCAGGCGCUGCAGCUGCCAGCAGCGGCGUGGGAGCACCGGUUCCACGACACGCGCCAGCCGGACCGCCGCCACCUGCUGCUCUUCCUCUCCUCGCACGGCAACUCCGCGCAGCGCGCCGCCACAGUCGCCGCCUCCCUCGGAUACACCCGCUCCUGCGUGCUCUCCGGGGGGCUAGACGCCCUCAAGAAGUUUCUUGCUGCUUCCGCUGCUGCUGGUGCCCCUGCACCGUCGCCUUCGGGUGGGGGUCUGGGCGGAGGGGGAGGAGGCGGGGGAGCGGGAGGAGGAGGAGUAGGGGAUGCUGGGUUGGCCACAACCCCUUUGGCUCAUUCUCACUCAUCCGCCGCUGCCGCUGCCGCUGCUGCUGUUGCUGCCCUAGGCUCGUCCUCCUCGGCGUUGUCGACCGUGCCCUCUGCAUCGGCGGCUGCAGCGCCGUUCCACUGGAUACCAUCCACAGCAGUGUCAGUGAAGAACAUAUCUCGGGAUGCUGUGGCGCUGCUGCUCGCACGCAAGGGAGGGCAGUACCCCCACACGCUCAUCCUCCAGUCCAGACCUGCCCCGCCCUCCGCUGCCCCUCUUCCUCCCCUUGCUUCUUCCUCUGUCGCUGCUGGAGGUGGUGGUGCUGGGGUGGGGGGAGGGGAGGAGCGUGGGGUGCGAGAGGAGGGUGGGGAGAGGAGGGAGAAUGGAGUAGCCGAGGGUUUGGAGGCGAGGGAAUACGCAGGGACGGAUGGGGAAGGACGCGGGGCAGAUGGGCAGGGUGGGGGAGAGGGGGGCGGGAGAGCAGGAGGGGAAGGCGAUGGAGGUUCAGGGGCAGGCGGAAAUCGGGGUGACGAAGAUGGAGGGGUAGUGGAAGGCAGAGGGGAGGCAGGUAGAGAGAGGGAUGGAGAGAGGGAUGGAAGGGGGGGUGAAGCAGAGGGGAACGGGACGGGGGCAGAAGCACAGGGAGGGGGAGGAGUGGGGCGGGUGGUGUGGGAGGAGGUGGGAGGAGGCAAGCCGUGGUUCUACUUGGUUGAUGUGAGACGGUUCGAUGAGCGUGUGCUGUAUGGAGGGAUACCUGGCUCCGUGCACAUACCAGCGGAGGUGUGGCCAGUGGCACUGUCACUGGGCGAGGAGGCAUGGAAGCAGCGCUACCAGUGGCCCAAGAUGGAGCCCCAUUCCCUGCUCAUCCUCCACUCCAACACGGGACCUCGAGCAUAUUGGGCUGCACAAGUGGCACGAGAUGCAGGCUACAACAGGUGCUUUGUGAUGCGAGAGGGCACACACGGGUGGCGCCUGCACCCCUCUGUCUGUGUCUAUGACGACUAUCUCGAGGGGGGAGUGCCACCAGCACCGCAGUCGUUUGCAGUGGAAGCAGUGGAUGAGGGCAUGGCAGAGCAGCAGCUCAGGCUGCUCGGAAUUGCACUCUGA
Molecule: messenger RNA, 2424 nt
Organism: Closterium sp. Naga37s-1
Lineage: Eukaryota; Viridiplantae; Streptophyta; Zygnematophyceae; Desmidiales; Closteriaceae
Source: the annotation of a GenBank genome assembly